AUGGCGGGAGAUAACAAGCUCAUCAAUAAGGACACUACGUUGAUUGAAUCAGACAAAGAAGAUUUGGAGAGCAUAGGGGGAGAAGGAGGAAGAGAGCAUCACCACCAAAGGUCUGAAGUUUCUUUGUUGGGAAACAACAAAGAUGAAGCAGAAGGAGAUCAGUUGAGUGAAGAUGAGGGUUCUGAAGACUCAGAUAGAUACUUCCUACUUGUUAGAGUGAAGAGGCUACGCAACAGAUUUUAUGACAAGCAUGGCAAUCCAAACACUACUCCUGAGCCAAAGAGGAAGAAAGGAAGGAAGGCAGAUAAGCCAAGGAAGAAACCCUCCAAGUCCGGAAAGAAGAAGCAGACUGACAAGAAAAGGAAAAAGGGGAAGAAGAAAGCCUUUUCAGACUCCUCUUUGUUGUCCUCUGGUUCAGAUUUGGACUCACUGCCCAAAAGGUUUGACUUGGACUCAGAUUCACCUUCUUUCUCAAUAGAGAACCCAGCAGAUUCAGACUCUUCUGAUUUGGAUUCUUUGUCUAGCUCAGAAGAAGAGACCUCCAAAUCUAAUAAGGCAAAACCCUUCAAAAAGAUGAAUGAUUACGUCCCCCUCUCCAUAUUCCUACGUAAGAACAAUGAUUGCCAAGGCACAAAAGAUCCUGAGUUGCUGAAAGGCUAUACUUCAAAAGGGAUGAUUCAGGCUGAAGUGGACAGUGACCAGAACAUGGAAUUUGGUGAAUCUGUGGAGGCGAGCAAUCUCCAAGCAAGAUAUGCAGGUGAACUGUACAGCCCCAGGAACCGGGCAUGCCAAAAUCAGGGUGGAACUUCAGGACUGGGAAUUAAGCCUCAGAUUGUGUGCAUUAAAAGCAACCAAAAGUCCAAAGUCCUGCAUAGUCAAAAGCUAGCAGUUCCACCAACCACUGGAAGUCUAGACACCAAAGUAGAGGGAAAUAUCAGAAAGUUCCUCACUCAAACAACCACCAUUCUGGAGGAAAUGCACAAGAAACUUACCAAAAAGUGA
This is a messenger RNA of Melampsora larici-populina 98AG31, 1002 nucleotides long. RefSeq lists its product as uncharacterized. Lineage: Eukaryota; Fungi; Basidiomycota; Pucciniomycetes; Pucciniales; Melampsoraceae. The transcript has 7 exons. The coding region runs from base 1 to 1002 and encodes 333 amino acids. The record is from RefSeq and is a predicted model, not a curated record.